UCCCGAAAUGAAACAGACCCUUAGCGAACUGAUGAGGAUGAGCCGGAUAUGCCGGAUGGUAUUUGCCACUUGUUUGGGAUCCUUUAUUCUGGUCAUCUUUUAUUUCCAAAGUAUGUUCCAACCAGUCAUGCGGAGGAACCCGUUUGUGGUGGACGGCUGCUGUAGGAAAGGGUCCCGCAACGCCCUGCAGGAGCUCUACAACCCCACACAGCCGGAGUUGUCUGGAGCAGCCGUCCUCCACCAGGCCAGGAGGGAUCAGGUAGUGGAUGCCUGUCGCGUCUACAGCGCGUCCAGCCGUAAGCGCAGAGUCCUGACCCCCGGAGACCUCAAACACCUUGUGGUGGACGAGGACCACGAGCUCAUCUACUGCUACGUCCCCAAGGUGGCCUGCACCAACUGGAAGCGCGUCAUGAUGGUGCUCACAGGACGGGGCAAAUACAGUGACCCAAUGGAUAUCCCUUCCAAUGAAGCCCACAUUCCUUCCAACCUGAAGACGCUAAACCAGUACAGUAUUGCUGAGAUCAACCACCGCCUCAAGAACUACCUCAAGUUCCUGUUUGUUCGCGAGCCCUUCGAGAGGCUGGUCUCGGCAUAUCGAAACAAGUUCACCCUCAAGUACAACUCGUCCUUCCACAAGCGCUUCGGCACCCGCAUCAUCCGCCGCUACCGCAAGAACGCCACGCAGGACGCCCUGCUCAACGGUGCUGAUGUCAAAUUCAAAGAGUUCGCGGAGUACCUGGUAGAUCCGGCCACGCAGCGUGACGGCCCACUCAACGAGCACUGGCAGACCGUCUACCAGCUUUGUCACCCAUGUCACAUCCACUACGACCUAGUGGGCAAGUAUGACACGCUGGAGGAAGACGCUAACUAUGUGUUGCGGCUGGUGGGUGUUGGCGACUCCUUGCGCUUCCCGAGCUACGCCAAGUCCACUCGUACCACAGAUGCCAUGACGGCCCAGUUCUUCAGCAAUAUCAGCACUCAGCAGCAGAUCCAACUCUACCAGCUUUACAAGUUGGACUUCCACAUGUUCAACUACACCACACCCAGCUACCUCCGGCUGGACUAAUGGAGGACAGGGCUGGGACUCUAAGAACUGCCUUGUUUACGGAGAGGCAACAAUAUGAGUGGAUUUUUUUGAGGCAAACUUGAUUUCUUUUUCUUUUUUUAAACUGUCGUCGUAACUUGCAGGCGUGGGGGUCUGAAUUAGACAUAUAUAUAGGUGCUGAAAGAAAGAAAGGUAAUGCGUGCUUGUCUGGGCAUAAGGGGGAGAAUGAACAAUCAACUCUGUGAUACAGGGAGCACUGAUUGGAUAAGAAUGUGAGCUAAAUGGACCAAAUGCAUGCAAAGACUAAAAUGUGUGGGUGAAGCAGGUCUUCAAGGUGUUUUGAAAGGGGAACUGAUCCUCAGAAGAUGGACUUGAAGAGGGAUUCUUCUGACGACGUUCCCUACACGUUUAAACAAACUGCUGGCAAAUUAGGCUGCUUCAGAUUCUACAAAGCAAACAGCGGCCUCGCACGCGCCCUGACCCCAACGCAUCGUGGGAGCUAAGCUUAUCCCCCACCUCCCACUGAUCAAUAGAGCAACUCCGUCAAAUUGUAAAACACAAUCCAUGUCCUUCGCUGCACUGUCAGCGCGGUGUGUUAGCACCUAUCAACCUUGCCCUCAUUACUAUAUUUCAGAGGGAGACCGGCUCAUCCCCGCCUGGUCAAGGACGCCCUGUAAUAGAUGGCUAAUGACUUCGCUCUCAAGACCUCUACAACUGUAACUAUGGUGGGAUGGCCUUCGGCUAACAGUUUUAACCUAACAAGUUGUCAGUGGUUUAUAUCCUUACGACGUUGGCAGAAGGGAUCUCUUGUGUUUACCUCGAGGACACGGAGAAAACGGAGACUCCUGCUGCAGCAGUAAAAUGUUGGAAGUGUUUGAUAAAUCAUUGCCUGUAACACCAAGCACCUUUAACACUUUGAGCUACAGGAUGUGGUUAGAAAGGUACAGGAUGUUCUCACGUGAUUGGGCACACCAGCUGUGACAAGUCUGAGCGCAGAAAGUCUGAGCUGAAAGAAAGGAGACCGCCUGUGUGGUUGUGAAAGGGUUAGAGGCACCGGAUCUCAUGAACCCCGCCCUGCCGUGCCCCAACAUCAGUGGACACACCCAGGGCCACACCCACAAAGCCCCCGCUCA
Messenger RNA from Perca flavescens (yellow perch), 2178 nucleotides. RefSeq names its product carbohydrate (chondroitin 4) sulfotransferase 11 (gene chst11). Gene Ontology annotation, molecular function: sulfotransferase activity. Lineage: Eukaryota; Metazoa; Chordata; Actinopteri; Perciformes; Percidae. The record is from RefSeq and is a predicted model, not a curated record. The coding region runs from base 8 to 1066 and encodes 352 amino acids. Gene Ontology annotation, biological process: carbohydrate biosynthetic process; proteoglycan biosynthetic process. The transcript is spliced from 4 exons. Gene Ontology annotation, cellular component: membrane.